AUGACUGGUGUAACAACUUCAUCUAUUCCUCUCUCUGCUGAAACAUAUCUACAAGUAGAAGCUCAACUUGAAGUUGAGCAACAUCUUCCAUCCGUACAGUCUUCUGACUGGUAUUUGGACAGAUCAAAAUUCAUUCCUCUAAGGCUUGAAGUUACCGAACGCAAGUUUCUUCGUCUUUUAGAUGCUGCCUUGAAUGUAUCGGAAUAUACCGAUAAAAUCGAUAUCUUGACUCAUUCAAGCAAGACAAAACGGAUUGUUGCUCAGAUUAAAGAAUUGUGUGCUGUUUUGAGCGGACUGGUUGUUGCUGCUGAUUAUAAAGUUGGUCAGGAACUGUUUCAAAAUCGUGAUUUCCAAUCCAAUGCAGAGUUUUUUCAAGACAUUAUUGAGCUUGGGCGUCGACAUAAAAUCAUGAAUCCUGAAAAAAUGCGUAGUACUUAUGGUAAACUUGUGUAUAUGCUUCAGGACUCGCAAAUACCAGAAGUAAAGGAAAUGCUCGAGUUUUCCUGCUCAAAAAAAAUCAAGACAGUCUAUUCUGUUCUUGAAAAUAAAAAUGGCCUUGCUGUUCUUCAAGACCCUCUUGUUCAAACUGCAACACUGGAAAUCACUUCAGAAGGAAAGUCUCGUCGUCAAAUUCAAUCUGAAAUCAAACAAAAAGAGCGCGCAGUUGAAAUCCUAACUCGAAAAUACUGUACUAACGAUCUCCAACCCGAACUUAUUCGUCAAUGUCUCUAUUCCAUUGGCGACAAUCACGCUUUUUUACGAACCAAUCGUGAUCCCUGUGAUAAAAUGAUUGAGCAUUUAAAAGCGCUGUUUGAUCCAAAACGAGCCGAGAAUGGAUACUCAUUGGCUAUUCAAAGUGGUCAUCAUGGGGCUCGACUAUCACAUGGACAUGAAAAACAGUACCAGUAUGUUUUGCAGUCACUCACUCUAUGGCGCGAAGUCCUACAUGAAAUGUUUAUGCUAUGGACACUUGCCGAAGAAGAUCUUUUGGAUGAUGGUAAUUAUUACCGAUUAAGGGAUACAGGGCAGGGCUUGAAUCGUGUUCAAGCAGCCCCUCGUGUAUCCAGAGUCAUGCAUACUAUUUUGCAUCGUGCUCAACAGCGUGUUGGUCAUUGGGUUGGAUCUUCAGUCAUUCACUUGGGAGACCAUAAUGUUCCAAACGCACUCAUGUUCAUUGACAAGUACACUCAGAUUUAUCGUAUUCUCUUGCCCAUCACAACCACUCUUUCAAAACUUCCUGAUCUUGCUUGCAAUCCAUCCAUCAACACUUUUAUUGAAUCCACGUUUGGUGGCAUCAAGGAAGUUACCAAAGUAAUCCUUUGUGACUUUUUCCGUCAUGCCUUUGACGGAUCUGGGUCAGAUAACUUCUUUGAUGCUGGUAGCUGUAUUGAUGGUAGGUUAACCUCUGCAUGGAAUUGGUGCUCUCAAAUGGAGAAAAAACCCUACUUUCCAAUCUUUUUGCUGACUGGGUUUAUGGGAUUUGAUGGAGAUUUUUGAAACUAAACACCAAUUUUAAAAAGU
Molecule: messenger RNA, 1521 nt
Organism: Batrachochytrium dendrobatidis JAM81
Lineage: Eukaryota; Fungi; Chytridiomycota; Chytridiomycetes; Rhizophydiales
Exons: 6
Coding region: 1-1497 (498 amino acids)
Source: RefSeq, a predicted model, not a curated record